Knipowitschia caucasica is the source of this 2322-nucleotide messenger RNA. NCBI's taxonomy places the organism in Eukaryota, Metazoa, Chordata, Actinopteri, Gobiiformes, Gobiidae. The record is from the annotation of a GenBank genome assembly.
AUGCCUGGGUCAGUGUAUGAGACCUCCAAUCUGGAUCGAGGCGGCAACAGGAAGAAGAUAGAGGAUUUCUCUAGAUCUUCUCGGGAGAAAUUAGUCCAGUCCAAGAACAAAAUGUUUUCCAAAUUUACCUCCAUCCUCCAGCAUGCAGUGGAAGCGCUGGCCCCUUCACUGCCCCUGCAAGAAGACUUUGUUUAUCAUUGGAAGGCUAUCACACAUUAUUACAUAGAGACAUCAGAUGAUAAAGCUCCGGUCACAGACACAAACAUACCGUCUCACCUGGAACAGAUGCUGGACAUCUUGACUCAGGAGGAGGCUGAGCACGAGUCUGGAGAAACUGGGCCCUGUAUGGAGUAUCUACUGCACCACAAAAUACUGGAGACUCUGUACACACUGGGCAAAGCAGACUGUCCCCCGGGGAUGAAACAACAGGUGCUCACUUUUUAUACAAAACUCUUGGCGCACAUCCGUCAGCCUCUUCUUCCUCACAUAAACGUCCAUAGACCCGUACAGAAACUGAUCCGCCUGUGUGGGGAAAUACUUGCUGCACCAACAGAAAAUGAGGAGAUUCAAUUCCUUUGCAUAGUCUGUGCCAAACUCAAGCAAGUCCCAUAUCUAGUCAACUUCUUUCUUGAGAAUAAGUUGAGACGAUCUGACACGUUGUCUCCGGAUCGGGCGCAGGGGAGUAAAGGUAAUGAUUUAGCUCCUGACACUGGACAAGGUCAGACUCCUGGAAAGACGGAGGAGCCACAGGCCGCUGCAGCUGCAAGGAGUCCAACCACUAACAAUAACAACAGCUACAGCCUGGUCACGUCCCUGCUCAACCUCACCAAGAGUCCUGACGGCAGGAUAGUGGUGAAGGCGUGCGAGGGCCUGAUGAUGCUGGUGAGUUUACCGGAGCCUGCUGCAGCCAAAUGUCUGACAGAGAGCACAGAGCUGUGCCAGCUGCUCACGGAUCGACUGGUGUCUUUCUACAAAGCGCUGCCUCAGUCCAUCGACCCUCUGGACAUCGAGACUGUGGAGUCAGUCAACUGGGGACUGGAUGUGUACAAUUUAAAAGAGGACGCUGCGGUGUUCGCCGGCAAACGCGCUCUCAUCUCCUUCCUUUCGUGGCUGGAUUUCUGCGACCAGCUCAUCAAAGAGGCCCAGAAGACGGCAGCGGCUGUCAUGGCCAAAUGUGUGCGGGAGCGCUUCUUUGUGGCGGUGAUGGAGCCUCAGCUUAUGCAGACCUCGGAGGUGGGCAUCCUGACGUCCACGGCUCUUCUGAACAGGAUCAUCAGACAGGUGUCCUCUGAGGCUUUGAUGCAGGAGAUGGUUCAUUUCCUUUUGGGAGAAGAGAAGGAGGCAGAGACGAUCGCCACCAUCACACAGAACGCACUGAGACACAGACUGAUCGAGCACUGUGACCACCUCUCGGAUGAGAUCAGCAUCAUGACGUUGCGACUGUUCGAACAGCUCAUCCAAAAGCCAAACCAGCACAUUCUGCACAAUCUGGUGCUGCGAGGUUUGGACGAGAGAAACUACCAGGAGAACAAGCCCCAGGACGAACGGGAACCACUGGAGAACGGGCUGCCCCAUGACUCCGUAGACUUGGAGGAGGACCCUCUGUUCGGGGACGACCUCUCUCCAGACAGCCGGUUGUCGGGCUCGGAUUGGCUCAGCACAUCUCCCCCGCUGAGUCCAGACCACUCCAAAUCAGAGGGGAAGACGGAAGUGCAUAAAAUCGUCAACAGUUUUCUGUGCUUGGUGCCCGAUGAGGCCAAGUCGUCGUACCACGUGGAAGGCACCGGCUACGACACCUACCUCAGAGACGCCCACAGACAGUUCAAAGACUACUGUGGUGUGUGCCUGCGCUGGGACUGGAGAGGACAUCCCAAACCGCUAGAAAAGUGUAAUUUGGAGGCUCCUUUUUUCGAGGGACAUUUUCUAAAGGUCCUGUUUGACAGAAUGGGACGUAUCCUCGAUCAGCCGUACGACGUCAACCUCCAGGUGACCGCGGUUUUGUCCAAGCUGUCUCUUCUUCCACAUCCUCAUCUGCACGAGUAUCUGCUGGACCCCUACAUCAGCCUGGCCCCCGGCUGCCGCUCGCUCUUCUCCGUCAUCGUGAGGGUGGUGGGAGAUCUGAUGUUGAGGAUACAGAGGAUCCCAGAUUUUACGCCCAAACUGCUGCUCGUGAGGAAGAGGCUGCUGGGAAUGGAGCCAGAAGGACUCAACAUUGACCACAUGACUCUCCUGGAGGGAGUGAUCGUUCUGGAGGAGUUCUGUAAAGAGCUCGCCGCCAUCGCCUUUGUCAAAUACCACGCCACCGCCGCAUCCUCGCCGUAA